AUGGCAGAUAAAAAGCCUUUGACGUACGCCGAUGCUGGCGUUUCAUUUGAAGCAGAAUCCGAGGCGAUAUCACGGCUUAAACGCCUUGUUCAAACCACCUAUCGACCUGAGGUGCUCAGUGAUGUCGGAAGUUUUGGCGGGCUUUUUGCACUCAAAACCUAUCGAGAACCGGUUCUUGUUUCCAGUACGGAUGGCGUUGGCACAAAACUAAAGGUCGCGUUUAAAGUCGGGCGGCACGACACGGUCGGUUUCGAUAUUGUCGCACAUUGCGGCAACGAUAUCGUCGUGCAGGGAGCAGAACCCCUCUUCUUUUUAGAUUACAUCGGCAUUAGUAAGGUAGCACCGGCGAUGAUUGAAGAGAUCGUAGCGGGCCUCGCAUCAGGAUGCAGAAAGAUCGGUUGUGCCUUAAUCGGCGGUGAAAUCGCAGAGUUGUCAGAUAUUUAUACACCCGGUGAAUACGACUUGGUGGGAACUAUUGUCGGUGCGGUUGAAAAAGCCGACGUGAUCACCGGAGAGAGAAUUACGCCGGGAGAUCAACUCAUCGGUUUAGGGUCCGCAGGUUUACAUACGAAUGGCUUUACAUUAGCUCGACGUAUUCUGUUCGACAGGUGCAAUUACAGUGUAGACACCUACGUCCGUGAACUGUCUGCGACAGUCGGGGAGGCACUGCUUGCCUGCCACAAAAGUUACGUGAAUUCUAUUCUGUCCCUUCGUAAAGUAUGCGACAUUAAAGGUCUUGCCCAUAUCACCGGAGGCGGUCUAUCAGCAAAUGUGGCGCGGAUCCUCCCAGAUGGGUGUACUGCCUAUAUUCGGAACGGCACAUGGGAGAUUCUGCCUAUUUUCUCGUUUUUACAGGCGAAAGGGGACGUUGAAGCGGCAGAAAUGUACAGAGUUUUCAAUAUGGGAAUUGGGAUGGUAGUGGCAGUCGCGCCUGAUGCCGUUGAUGCUGCCCUGGAGUCUCUUAAAGCGUCUGGGGAAUCCACUUAUCGAAUUGGUGAAGUAAUCCCGGGAGAAAAGGGGGUCCAAGGUGUCCCUUCCUAA
Molecule: messenger RNA, 1041 nt
Organism: Geodia barretti
Lineage: Eukaryota; Metazoa; Porifera; Demospongiae; Tetractinellida; Geodiidae
Source: the annotation of a GenBank genome assembly